Molecule: messenger RNA, 1722 nt
Organism: Suillus discolor
Lineage: Eukaryota; Fungi; Basidiomycota; Agaricomycetes; Boletales; Suillaceae
Exons: 4
Coding region: 1-1722 (573 amino acids)
Source: RefSeq, a predicted model, not a curated record
AUGGCAAGAACAGGCCCUUCCACCAACUCGACUUCGGGAAGACAAAGGGCACGCCAGCCACAGUCGCAUAAGCUCACGGACAACGAAAUUUCAGAGUUGAAGAACUACCUUCCUGAGUGGACUUCGGCAAAAAGGAGCGAGAAGCGAGGAGUUUUCGCUGCCUUAGCAAGGGCAGCCAGAUUGUUUGCUCCUAAGGUGGACCAAAAACAAUGGAAGAAGAGAAAGCAGAUGUACAAGACUUGGUUGUUCAACAACAAGAAAAAGAAGGAAAGGAAGGACAUGAUCAAGUAUGGGAGGAAAUGGACGCCCAGGAUGGUGGUCUACCAGCAGAAACGUGAAGAGGUGCUGAAGAGGAUUGAGGAUGAGUCCGGGGCGAAGCCAGGAGAUCCUGGUAUGUUCAAGCAUUAUCAGGCGACCGUGAAGAGAGUCAUGGCUGAAUUGGACGACGACGAGUUGGAGAAGGCGAAGGAAACCGCGAAAGAGUGGUCCAACAACUGUCCGCCUCCGGAGAUACAAGCACAAGUUGCUCGCAAGAAGAGACCGGCGUAUAUGGAGCACUUUUCAAGCGAGAUGUGGAGGCAAUGCGGGAUGAGAGUGUUUGUGAUGUCAGCUUGGAAGAAUGACAAGGGAGAGGUGCUGUUCGGGAUGCAAGUGAAUUUUACCCAUCUUCCCGGAUCUUUGAUCUCAACGCAAUCAUGCAGGCACAAUGAUAAUGAGGCAUUAGGAGAUGGGGACAGCUUCAUGAAGACGAAGGACUGGGAGAACAUCAAGCCAGUUUGGCAGGAGUAUGCGCAGGAACAGUUCGGUGCCGGGGCAUGGGAUGUAGGAAGACAAGUCAAGGGAGGUCGCAAAAGAAUCCGAAAGCCAGCUUUCGAACUCGACACGGACGAUGAUGGGAAGCCAUUGCUUCCGGACAUCACGGACACGAAGCUGGAGGAGAAGAAAGCCAUUGUGAGGGCAUUUCUCACAUCUCACUAUCGGAUAUGUUCGGGGAAGGACAAGGCUGUUGUGCCAUGGAGUGCCAUAGUUCAAAGUCAGGAUGACUUCGUGGCCCAAAAGUAUCUUCCGGUGGAUGUUGACUUGAAGGAGCCUUCGAAGCUGCAAAAUUGGGACACCACAGCCUUGCUCAAUUUCUGGCAUGCCCGGCAGGAAAACGACGAAGGUCCCGCAUUUCUAUUCAAAGCAUGGAAGAACAAAGAUGGGGACAUGGUACCAUCUGUCUUAUCCAGCAAGUCGCCCUCUCCUCAGACCCGUGUAGUGAGAAAGCAGCAUCGGGUCACAAUCCGAAGGCCUCGUGAUUCGUCAACUGAACUGUCGAGUGAUGGCGAGGGAAUAGCUCAUCCUACGGAGGAUGAUGUGGAUGAUGACUCGGCUGAUGGGAGAUCCCCGCAAAAGAAACCCAGAUAUUCCUGGGGUCCAGCCACCAAAGGGACGGAGGUCCGAAUGUCAAUUCCAAAGCCUCGCAAGGCCAAGCCAGCCACAUCAGGUGCACUCCUGACAUCUCAAAUGGGCGAUCUCCUGGCCGGGUUAACUGCUGAAACCACAGGAGAUGGUACGGAGGAGGUGGAGAUGGAGAUGGACAGGGGGAAGACAUCGCCUGCACCAAAGAGGAAGCGGGGCAAGAAAGCCGUGGUGGAACCAUCAGCGAGGACCACGCGGAGUAAGUCGCAAAUGCCAGUCGACAGUACACCUAGAGUGACCAGAGCACGGGGACGUAGGUAA